AUGGAGUCGAAACAUGAAGCGUCGAGUGUGAUUUUAAAAUUGAUGGGACUUGAUAAAGUGGCUUCCCGAUAUGAACCUGUUAGAGAUAGACCGAAAGUUUUAUCGGAGGAUUACUUGCAGAAAGUUUCUUCUAUUGGUGUUAGAAGGAAGCGUUCCUUUCGUCAGUAUGGUUCUUUAGAAAUGAGUACUUAUGAGAAGGACGGUUCUGAUGAUGUUUUGAUGGUGGUUGAAUCAUUAGUAAGGAGUGAUAAGAACCAUAGCUCGUCGAAGGGAAAUGGAAAAGAGAAUUUCUCGUUGUUUCGAACUAAGGUAGAAGAUGUGCCACAGGAAACAAGUGUGAAAUCUGAGCAGGGAAAUUUGCUGCAUCUACAGAAAAUGGAUGAUGGGUUGCGAAGUGUUGUGCAUGGAAAAGAUGGAUUGUGUGAAACAUUUCGGUUUUCGAAAUUUCAAUUGGAUCGGAAGGAUUUAACUUUUGACUCGAGAUUUUCUGUUUCGAAAGAGAAUCCUGAAAAGGAAAGAAAUGGUAAGAGUAAAAGCAACAUUAGAUAUAAGGUUGGGUUCGGUUAUAGCUUUUCCAGAAAAGUUCCAACGACAAAACGUCUUGCUGAUAAUCGUGGAACUAUGACUAAGGAUGACUUGUUUCAGAAAUAUUGGGGUUUAAGUAAGAACGUGUCUGCAAAUCGAUCAACCGAGAAGUCGGAAGAUAUGAACAUAAAGUUGAAGAAGAGAUGUUAUGGAAAUGAUUUGUUCGAAAAAGAACCAAUGCUUUCUCAAUUGUCAAGCCCUGAUACUUCUCCUGCUUUCGUAGACGGUCAAAUCUUGCAGCAGACAUGUUUAAUGAACGAAGAUGCGAAGAACAACGAAGACAGUAACAUGUCUGAGAAAAUUGUCUUCUCUGUUGAUUCAUCGGUUGAUUUCUUGGUAUCUGAUGUGAAGACUAAGGUUGUUGGUUACUCUGAUAAUAAUCCAACCACAAAGCAAUCUGAAUCAACGGCAUGUGUGAUGAUGCACGGAGAUUGUGAUUCUUUAAGUCACGCUUCAAAGCAACAGGAAACGUUGGAAUUUCAAGAAGAUUCUGUGUAUUCACUUGUCUCCGGGGCUGAUGGAGAUUCUGUCAGUAACUUCCACGAGGGAUAUGAACCUAGUCCAAUUUCAGUUCUGGAUUCCACAUUUAGCGAAGACAUUUCAGUUAUAUCUGAAUGCGGUGCUGCUGGUGUAUAUGAUUCCUCUGAAGUUGACGAUGAAGAACUUGAUUUGAAUGUUUCAAGUGAUGAAGAUUGCGGGAAAGAGUGUAUAGCCGAUUUCGAAGAGAAGAGAGAUAUAGUAGGCUUUUCUAGAACAGAAGAAAGUAGAGACUUCUCCUAUGUUGUUGAGGUCUUAACCGAAGCAGGUAUAUCUAAUGCAAGCUUGUUCAGAGAUUUUUCAACAUGGCACUCUGCGGAAUGUCCUAUCAGCCCUUCCAUCUUCGACACCCUAGAAAAGAAAUUCGGCGAGCAACAACUUUGGAAAAGAUCUGAAAGGCGGCUUCUUUUCGAUCGUAUUAAUUUAGGUUUGUUAGAUAUUCUACACCCACAUCUAUACAUUCCAAUGUGGGAAACGCCUGUAUCAAGAAGAUUGAACACUGAAUUAAGACCAGAUAUGAUUGAGGAUGAGAUGUGGGAAUUGCUUGUUUCGCAAGAAAAGAAAGCUGGUAAGGAGUCGAUAGACAAUAUGCUUGGAGGGGAAAUUCGGUGGAUAGAAUUAGGCGAAGAUGUUGAAGGUUUUGUUAGAGAGGUAGUUAAGGUGUUAAUAGAGGAGCUUGUAGAUGAUAUAGUUAGGUUAGAGAAUAUUUGA
Molecule: messenger RNA, 1833 nt
Organism: Lathyrus sativus (Indian pea)
Lineage: Eukaryota; Viridiplantae; Streptophyta; Magnoliopsida; Fabales; Fabaceae
Source: the annotation of a GenBank genome assembly